AUGUCCUACCAUGACUGGCGGAAGCACGGCUCAGCAUACCACGAAGUCUUCAGUGAGGGCUUGAAGCCCUACUAUGAGUGCGACUCCACGGUGGCUCGUGUCCCGGCACAUCAGCAGGAAAAUGCACCAAGUACAGGUCCUGCUUCAGGCGUAGCAUCUGAGUCCGCACCAGAGCAAAACAAUGUCAUGCGAACGCUGCCUUCUCAAGGCGAGGACAACCAACACGGGGCUGAAGCCGAUUUGAGCGAUCUCAUACAGUGGGACUCGGAUGUGGAUGUUCCGAACUAG
Saxophila tyrrhenica is the source of this 288-nucleotide messenger RNA. RefSeq lists its product as uncharacterized. The record is from RefSeq and is a predicted model, not a curated record. The coding region runs from base 1 to 288 and encodes 95 amino acids. The transcript is spliced from 2 exons. NCBI's taxonomy places the organism in Eukaryota, Fungi, Ascomycota, Dothideomycetes, Mycosphaerellales, Extremaceae.